This is a messenger RNA of Glarea lozoyensis ATCC 20868, 252 nucleotides long. RefSeq lists its product as uncharacterized. The record is from RefSeq and is a predicted model, not a curated record. Bases 1 to 252 code for a protein of 83 amino acids. NCBI's taxonomy places the organism in Eukaryota, Fungi, Ascomycota, Leotiomycetes, Helotiales, Helotiaceae. The transcript has a single exon.
AUGAGAAGCGAAGCUCUUCCCGAUGCUCAAGCUUGGGAUGGGGGUGAAGCUCUUGCUUCAAAGGUCACUUCCGAAGCAUGUGAGUGGCUGAACCGAUGGAGGGGCAAUAUGCAAUUGCUAGGGUUCACAUUCUGGGAUGCGUGCAAUAUGCUUGUCUCCUGCAUGGUGGGAUCAAAAGUAGUGGGGGUUGCCGAUGAAUUCGCUGUGGGUUUGAACUUUGGAAUCGCGGACGGUGGUGGAUAUGAAGGAUAA